Scedosporium apiospermum is the source of this 1167-nucleotide messenger RNA. RefSeq lists its product as uncharacterized. Gene Ontology annotation, biological process: transmembrane transport. Lineage: Eukaryota; Fungi; Ascomycota; Sordariomycetes; Microascales; Microascaceae. Gene Ontology annotation, molecular function: transmembrane transporter activity. Gene Ontology annotation, cellular component: membrane. Bases 1 to 1167 code for a protein of 388 amino acids. The transcript is spliced from 8 exons. The record is from RefSeq and is a predicted model, not a curated record.
AUGGGAGCUCGGGCCUUCCUCUCCACCACGACCCUCGUAUUCGGUGGCCUGACUAUCGCCAUGGGCUUCGCUACGUCUUGGACGCAUCAGAUCCCCAUUCGCUUGCUUCUCGGGGUUUUUGAGAAUGGUAUCCUUCCGGGUGUUGCCUACUUGACGAGUUGCUGGUAUCCAAGGUUCCAGUAUGCGAAGCGCAGCGCCGGAUUCUUUAUCAUAGGGCUAUUAUCUUCAGCAUUUUCUGGCAUACUGUCUUACGCGUUUUCCCAAAUGGGCGGUGUGGGCCCCGGUGCUCAGCUUGGCCAGUAUGUGCCUAGCGCUAACGGAAACCUUCAACAAUUGCCGGGUAUUGCUGGCUGGCGAUGGAUUUUCUUUAUGCAGGGAGUCGUUACGGUUGUCAUAGCAGCCCUGGCAGCUAUCUUUAUCAUUGACUUCCCAGAGCAUGCCAGCAAAGUUCGAUGGCCUCCAAAGUUUCUUACCGAGAGGGAAGCUGAGCUUGUAGUAGCCCAAAUUAACAAGGACCGCUCUGACGUCGCUGCUGAACGUUUCAAUCUCACGCGCUAUCUUGCUAGUGCUUUGGAUUUGAAGAUAUGGAUGUACGCCAUUAUAUUUGGGACUACUGCUAUCAAUACCUUUGGUGUCGCGUAUUUCCUGCCAGUUGUUUUGAGGCAGGGGAUGGGUUUUAGCACCGGUUUGUCGCAGCUUCUUGUUGCCCCCCCAUACGUGGUCUCGGCUAUGUGUGUAUACAUCUCGGCCUGGGCGGCCGAUAAGUAUCAUUACAAGGGGUUUAUGAUCCUGGCAUGGGCGCUGCUGAGCCUGGUAGGACUCUCGUUCCUCGCCCUGUUGCAAAAUGUGGGAGUCCGCUAUCUCGGAGCCUUCGUUGCCACAUCCGGUGUCAACACAGUGACGACGUUGACAAUUGCGUGGCAAGCUAACAAUAAGGCCCUGAGUCUCGGCGGCUCCCAGCCCAAAUCCCAGGAUGGACUGGCAACCGCCGACUCCUCCAUUGAGGUAUUCUCCGCGAAGACCGUUGACAAUCUCCAUCACACUCUUAAACGCAUUGGCGAUCAGGUCUCGCAUCGGCACAAGAAGUUGCCCGCCACCCCGGCUAUCACAAAGUCGAUUCCACCCAACUCCCGUGCGCAUCGUUCCACGGAGCUCUGUAGUGACUAG